Molecule: messenger RNA, 219 nt
Organism: Rhizophagus irregularis DAOM 181602=DAOM 197198
Lineage: Eukaryota; Fungi; Glomeromycota; Glomeromycetes; Glomerales; Glomeraceae
Source: RefSeq, a predicted model, not a curated record
UAUUUUACAAUUAAAUAUAAUUGUCAUAUUAAUGUGGAAAUUUAUUCAUCAAUUACUGCUAUAAAAUAUCUUUUUAAAUAUGUAUACAAAGGUCAUGAUUGUGCUACUGUAGAAAUUGUAAAUGAUGAAAUAAAUUUAUAUCUUGAUGCUUGCUAUAUUUCAGCAUCAGAAGCUUCAUGGAGAAUAUUUCAUUAUCGUUUACAUAAUGAAAAACCUGAU